GGCGAGCCAAGGGGCGGAGCGCGGCGCCGGACGGGACUCAGAAUGGCGGCCGAGCGCAAGACUAAGUUGUCCAAGAACCUGCUGCGCAUGAAGUUCAUGCAAAGGGGACUGGACUCGGAAACCAAGAAACAACUAGAAGAGGAAGAAAAGAAAAUCAUUAGUGAAGAGCACUGGUACUUGGAUUUGCCUGAGCUUAAAGAAAAAGAGAGUUUCAUAAUAGAAGAGCAGAGUUUCUUGUUAUGUGAAGAUCUUCUCUAUGGAAGAAUGUCAUUCAGAGGAUUUAAUCCCGAGGUUGAGAAAUUAAUGCUUCAGAUGAAUGCUAAAAACAAAGCAGAAGAAGUUGAAGAUGAAACAGUGGAGCUCGAUGUGUCAGAUGAAGAAAUGGCCAGGAGAUAUGAGACCUUGGUGGGGACAAUUGGGAAAAAGUUUGCCAAAAAAAGAGACCGUGCCAAUUAUGAAGAAGAUGAAAAUGGAGACAUAAAGCCAAUUAAAGCAAAGAAGAUGUUCUUAAAGCCCCAAGAUUAAAAUGGAUGCCUUAAGAUAGGGCUCAGGGAUGCCUCGCGAGAGCACAUUUUGGAACUCAUUCUGUUGGUUUCUCUCUAGUCAUUAGUGUUGUUUAUUUGUAAAGAAAUGUAUAAUUGUGAAAACAUGCUGUUUUUGGAACAGAUGUGUGAUGGAUGUUAUACAUCCUUUGCUUAAUGGGAUUCAUCAGGAAUGGAUUUUUAACCCUUGAUCUUCAAACGUACAUAGGUACAUGGUUGCUUCCUAAAGAAUUAUUUAUCUCUGAUUUUUUUUAAAUACAGCUCUCCCAGUCACUGACCUCAUGUUUAUAGUCUCCUUUAAAUUGUUAAUCAUGUCAAACCAUUUCAUGCAUAUAUUUUGGAAUCAAAUGUCAUGAGAAUUUAUUAUAUGUAAAUUCAUCAAGAACAAACAUCUCUCUCCAGCCUAAGGUAUUGCCAUGCUACUAAAUCAUUGUCAGUGUGUGGAAUUAUGCUUUUUUGUUUAAAGCCUUUAAAUACUGUUUAAAAAUAUUGUUCUGUAAUAAAUAUCUGUUUCAUAUA
This is a messenger RNA of Phacochoerus africanus (Common warthog), 1061 nucleotides long. RefSeq names its product M-phase phosphoprotein 6 (gene MPHOSPH6). The coding region runs from base 43 to 525 and encodes 160 amino acids. The record is from RefSeq and is a predicted model, not a curated record. Gene Ontology annotation, biological process: maturation of 5.8S rRNA. Lineage: Eukaryota; Metazoa; Chordata; Mammalia; Artiodactyla; Suidae. The transcript is spliced from 5 exons.